Molecule: messenger RNA, 570 nt
Organism: Talaromyces amestolkiae
Lineage: Eukaryota; Fungi; Ascomycota; Eurotiomycetes; Eurotiales; Trichocomaceae
Exons: 2
Coding region: 1-570 (189 amino acids)
Biological process (GO): regulation of Ras protein signal transduction; regulation of proteolysis
Molecular function (GO): phospholipid binding; peptidase inhibitor activity
Source: RefSeq, a predicted model, not a curated record
AUGCCGUCGUACAAGAAUAUCGAUUCGUACCUGGAUCAGAUCCAAAAGGACAAGACUCCCGUCCUUGGAUUGUCGGUCGGAAAGCAUUCUGAUGUGACACCGGGCGUCAAAAUCCCUAAAGCUGGCAUGUCCUCUAUACUCUACCCAGUAUUCAACCCUCCCGAGCUACGUCUCCCCCAAUCUCUCGCCUCCUCAAACGACACCUACCUCAUGAUCGCAAUCGACAUCGACGCCCCUUUCCCCUCCUGGCGCGGUCUGGGCCCCAUCCUGCACUGGGUUCAACCAAAUCUAAAGCCGGACCCUGCCACCGGCGCGCUAUCAGCUCCAUCAGCAGACUCCUUUAUCGCAAACUACAUUGGUCCUGCGCCGCCACCACCCAGUUCACCGCAUCGGUACUGCUUCUUUUUGUACAAGCAGCCUGCGGGACUGGACGUGGACAAGUAUGUAGCCAAACGAGGGGGAAAGAAAGUCGGGAAUGGGGCGCGGAUGUGGUUUGAUUUGGAGAAGUAUGAGAAGGAGUUGGGGCUCACGGAGGGAAUUGUGGCGGGKAAUUUUUUUGUUAGUAAUUAA